Paramecium pentaurelia is the source of this 541-nucleotide messenger RNA. The record is from the annotation of a GenBank genome assembly. NCBI's taxonomy places the organism in Eukaryota, Ciliophora, Oligohymenophorea, Peniculida, Parameciidae.
AUGAAAGAAGACAUUUUUGAAGUUUUAAGUUGCAUCCAAGAUAUCAUGAAUCAAUUUAUAUGAAGAUUCUAAAAAUACUUACUUGAAUUCCUUUCGAAUACAACAUCAAAACUUUUAUGAAUCUAUAAUCAAUAAGAAAGUGAAUACAAGUGAGAUAAGAAAGAAAAUAAAGAAAAUAAAGAAAAUCACAAUUUUCUUGAGAAAAUUUUAGGAUCAUAAAUUGAAUAAAGAUGACUAUUCUCCAAAGACUUACAAAAUUGUAAUAUAAAAUCUAAUAUAGAGUACAAUGAACAAAAAGGGGAUUAUAGAUUUUAUAAAGUGUUUAGUUCUCCUCAUAAGCAUAAAUGUGAAAUUUAUUCAAUGUUGAUCACAUUGAUUAUUCGGUAGAAGGUUGACAUUAGGAACCAAUCCUUUGGGAAUAUCAAGGUAAAAAAUUUCUUGGCUUGAAGGUAAUUUUGUUCAAUGCAAAUUGAAGGAAUCAGAAUCCGGCAAUUUAGACAUAAAUGGAGUCGUUCUAAAAGGGGUUUAGUAUUUCUAUUGA